Molecule: messenger RNA, 1984 nt
Organism: Danaus plexippus (monarch butterfly)
Lineage: Eukaryota; Metazoa; Arthropoda; Insecta; Lepidoptera; Nymphalidae
Gene: Kcmf1
Product: E3 ubiquitin-protein ligase Kcmf1
Exons: 8
Coding region: 207-1304 (365 amino acids)
Biological process (GO): synaptic signaling
Cellular component (GO): plasma membrane
Molecular function (GO): zinc ion binding
Source: RefSeq, a predicted model, not a curated record
UUCUAAACAGACAACACACGGCCAUUAUGUGACGUCAUUAUGGCCUGGUUGGGUUAGGUUUGCUUGGAAAUUUUUGUUAAAAAUCUUGUAUUUUAGUGUAUUAUAUGUUGUGCUACUUAUUUUAGAAUAGUAAUAUAUAUACCUCAAACAGUAGCAGUAAUCCUGGUGCCAAGAAUUGAAUUUCUCGGCGACAUUUUGUGGCGAAAAUGAAUCGCCAUGAAGGAGUCAGCUGUGAUUCUUGUUUGAAAAAUAACUUUAGAGGACGACGAUAUAAAUGUUUAAUUUGCAUCGACUACGACUUGUGUGCCGCUUGUUAUGAAUCCAGAGCGACAUCAAAUCAACAUACAACAGAGCAUCCCAUGCAAUGUAUUCUCUCAAGGAGUGAUUUUGAUCUCUAUUAUGGUGGGGAGACCCUGGCGCUAGAACAGCCACAGGCUUACACAUGCCCCUUCUGCAAUAGGAUGGGUUUUACCGACACUGCUCUUAUGGAACACGUCACCGCUGAACAUGCUGACACCACAUUAGCUGUCGUAUGUCCAGUGUGUGCGUCAAUGCCGGGCGGUGAACCAAAUUUUGUGACGGACGAUUUCGCUGGACAUCUCACACUGGAACACAGGACUGGACCGAGAGAUCUAAUAUCAUUUCUGGACGAACCGAGCGGCAUUAGACAUGGUGGUGUCCGCAGGAUGCCACCCUCGGGACGAGGAGUCAGCAGGGCCAGGCGUACCAACAUGCAGUUCAGGUCGUUCAGCACGAGCGGCGGUAUAUCGUCGUUGUCGCCGUCGUCGCGGGACGCGGUCGUGGAUCCCAUCGCCGAGCUGCUGUCGCAGCUGUCGGGCGUGAGGCGCGGCGCACAGCCCGGGACGCCCUCGCAGCUGCAGCAGUUGCAGAUGCAGCUGCAGCUGGAGAGACAGCAGGCUACGGCCGCUAGACAACAGCUGGAGCGCCUGCCGCGGAGGCCGGCCGCGUCGUCAGCGAGCGCGCCCCCUCCCGCGCCACAACCCGCGCCGCAACCUCCGCCACAAACAGAUAGCGACUCGCAGUUCCUACUGGCUGGAUUCUUAGGUGUAUCGAACGGGACGGACGUGGCCGAGGCGGAGUCCCGCGCUGCGUUGCUCCGCGGCCUGAUGCUGGCGUCGCUGGGUCGAGCGGCGCCUCCCCCCGCGGCACGCGCGCCCCCGCCGGCUCCCCCUGCGGCCCCCGCGGCCCCGGCGCCUCAGGCCCCCCGCGCCAAGCCCCAGCCCCGCACUAAGACGGGCCCGCCGCCGCCCCCGGCGCUCCCCGCCCGCCCCCGCCCCGUCUGACCCCCCUCCCCCGCGCCCCGGCACAGACUAUACGUCCGAGGACGUUCGUCAGUCGGGCGUCACGGUCGCCUAUGUAUUAUUAUUUAUUUAAAGUAAUCCGUCUGUGAUUACGGUUAAAACGUUGUUGUGAACCGAUGACCGAGUCGCGCGUCCAGCAACCGGCCGCUAGAUGUCGCCGCGAUCGAUGAGCCGUUUCAUCGCUAACACUUCAUAGUGGACGCUUAUGUUUGUUUUGUUGGCUUUCAAAUUAUCAGUGUGAUUUUUCUUUAGAGAAUACUUAAUAGUCGAUAGUCAUGGAAUGUUUUAACGAUUUAAACUAUAUAGGAUAAUGGACACAGGUGGCUGUAAAUUAUUGAAAUAUGAGAGGAGUCCUCGUUGUGAUUAGAAGUUAAAAAAAAAAAGUUACACCAAAUAAAAGAACAGUAUUGUGAGGAAGAGAUCUUAUUGAGAUUAUAUAUUUGUGGAAUAUUUGUUGAUGGAAAUGAUUGAUACAAGUAUUUUUAUAUCCGAACAUCCGACGCUAUACGCCUCGUUAGUGACUCCUCUCGAAAUCCACGAGUGAAUACUAUGAAAGACUUCUCACACGUCACUGGCUAUUCAAAGUGCUUAUUAGUUCGUUCAUUAUACUCCCAACAUUACAAAAUGUUUGUAUGUAACCCUAAUUAAACUCUAUAAUAUUA